Pseudovirgaria hyperparasitica is the source of this 860-nucleotide messenger RNA. RefSeq lists its product as uncharacterized. The record is from RefSeq and is a predicted model, not a curated record. The transcript is spliced from 2 exons. Lineage: Eukaryota; Fungi; Ascomycota; Dothideomycetes; Acrospermales; Acrospermaceae. Bases 184 to 639 code for a protein of 151 amino acids.
GCUGAAGUCGACAUAUCUGGGUCAGGUCCCUGUAUCAGAUGAUCCGUUCCACGUCUGGAACAUUGCCAAGCGUCUCAACACCGAGCCUCAUCUUUUUGACAGAGGCCAGUCUAUCCUUGCCUUGCUGCUGACUUGUCGAGCAAUCGCAAUUUCAACAAAGGAAAUCAUCUUUACUUCGUAGGCAUGGCUGCUCUUGAACAGCUCUGCCGCACUGUGUCUCUCUCCAAGCUGCAUGGCAACGCCUGGACCAUCUUCCCCGACUCUAUGAUCUCCUGUUUCCUGGCUCGCUUCAAGCAUCCACAGCAGGCUAUAUGCUCGCGCACGUACGCGCACCACUUUGAUGACCCUUCAUCCGCUUUCGCUGAGGUGCUGUGGAAUCGUGUAGAUCGGCGCGCAUAUGGGAAGUCGCGUCAUGUGAAAGCAUUGCUGUCGAUCAAAGAGUUUCCCGAGUUGCCCUUUCCAGCGGAGACGAAGGUGGAUGUCAUCCUAGGCACCAUGAUUGGCGUGGCCGACGAUGAAGUGAGGAGGAAGAGGGAUUUCGGGCUUUGUUUCCAGGUUCUUGUGGGAGUGCGAGGUGAUGAUGUCUUACCACGCUGUGCGCGUGAUGCUUGCUGUUCGCUGCUCUCCAGUCCUCAAUGACCGUCAUGACCCAGGCAAUAUUCUCCUCUUAACGUUUCUGUCCGGAUAAUUCUUUCUAUAAGCGCAGGAGUAGAUAGGCGCUAGGGACCUCGUUGUAUCCACACAUCCUAUAAUUCCACUUCAUCUCAAGCAAGCCCAUAAGUGCAUAGCAUGCUUUACAUUCGCAGAAAUGUUUCACGAAGCCCACUCAUUACUCAAGUAUUCAGCACCGAAGCUAGAUG